Molecule: messenger RNA, 1501 nt
Organism: Aspergillus calidoustus
Lineage: Eukaryota; Fungi; Ascomycota; Eurotiomycetes; Eurotiales; Aspergillaceae
Source: the annotation of a GenBank genome assembly
CUCCCAACUUCAACUUCUCCACCGCACCACCACCCUUUAUCACUUCUGCCAUCUACCAAUUCAGUCAACUGUAACACUGACACAAUGACAAAAGUUAAAACACACUUCGGUGAACUCACCGUCCAAGAAGGGAUUGUCCCGGGCGACUUCACCAACAUCCCCAUUAUCGACCUGUCAAACCUCGAUAGCCCGGACUUGGCGAGUAGGCGCGCACUCGCGGAUGAGAUUUAUGACGCGUGUACGAGGGUGGGGUUUUUCUAUAUCAAGAACCACGGCAUCCCACCCGAGAACGUAAGGGCCAUGCACGAGGCAGCCCAGGCGUUCUUCGCGCUCUCGCAUGAGAAGAAGAUGGAGUAUUAUCUUGGGAAAUCCAACCGCUACCACGGCUACAGCCCGCUCUCCGGCGAACACAGCGACAAAGAUCUCUUCGGCUCGCAAACGAACCUCUCCGAAUCCUUCGACAUCGGCUACGAGAUCGCAGGGGACCCGUCGAAAUCCCUAUCCACCGAUAUCCUCCCCUCCGACCCCUUCGAGCUGUACGGCGGAAACCAGUGGCCCGACGACAGCGUCCUCCCUGGAUUCCGCACGACGUAUCUGGCCUAUUUCCGGGCCUGCCUCGCGCUGAGUAGGAAAUUACUGAGGACCUUUGCGCUCGCGCUGGAUUUGGACGAGGGGUAUUUCGAUGGGUUUGUUACGUUCCCAGGGUGUAUGUCGAGGCUUCUGCAUUAUCCGCCGCAGGCCGUGCAGGGGGAGGAAAGGGCGGGCAUUGAGGCUCAUACUGACUUUGAAUGCUUCACUAUCCUUUCCCAAGACUCCGUGCCCGCGCUCCAGGUCCUCAACUCGAGUAACCAGUGGGUCACCGCAGCGCCGAUACCGGAUACACUGGUCGUGAAUGUCGGGGAUUUCAUGUCGUUCUGGACGGGUGGGAAAUUCCGCUCCACCGUCCACCGUGUCACGAACCUGACGGGCGAAAAUCGGUACUCGGUGCCGUUUUUCUUCGGUGUGAAUUAUGAUGCUACGGUGGAGGUUCUGCCUACGUGUGUCCCUGAGAGUGGGGAGGGUGCGAGGGAAGCUGUUAAGGCUGGUCAGGUAUGUGCAUAGUAUGUGCGCGACAGAUUAUCGAAAUCGUACAUUGGAUUCGGGGAGGGGGAGACAGAGUAAGAUUGCGGAUGGCCCCUGGUUCAUACGAGGGAGGAUAAGGUGCAAUGACACAAUGUCACAAGCCCAAGUCGAACAGGCAAGUAAAGACAGAUAGCCAGCCCACCAGGAAGCAUACUCUUAUCUAGGCGAAAGAACCGUGGCAGAGUUAUCUUCAACUAUCCAUGUUCCCUCACACUCGAUAUCAUUAUCAGUCUAGCCUGAUUCUUACAUCCCCCGCCAUCCAAAGCCAUCUCACGCAAGGCCUACACCAGGCCCACCCCACCCAGCCUGCAUUCUUCUGACAAUUGAACAUGUGGAAUCUGGCCCUGAUCGAGUAACCGGGCCCGCUAGCUCAUCCCAG